Molecule: messenger RNA, 3769 nt
Organism: Psammomys obesus (fat sand rat)
Lineage: Eukaryota; Metazoa; Chordata; Mammalia; Rodentia; Muridae
Gene: Znf449
Product: zinc finger protein 449
Exons: 5
Coding region: 164-1720 (518 amino acids)
Biological process (GO): regulation of transcription by RNA polymerase II
Molecular function (GO): RNA polymerase II cis-regulatory region sequence-specific DNA binding; DNA-binding transcription factor activity, RNA polymerase II-specific
Source: RefSeq, a predicted model, not a curated record
UCCGAGAGCCCUUGGGGACCAGUCCCUAACACUGGCAUCGGAUUUUAAACCAGCUUUUAGGCUUUUCGGCUGUAAGUGGCUCCCCCCAGAUUAUUACAGAGAAGAAAAACCCUGGAAUCUGAGACACAGACUCCAGAUACACUAUAAGCUUCUAGAAGAGGUGAUGGCUGUGGCCCUGGGCUGUGCAAUCCAGGCCUCCUUGAAUCAGGGCUCUGUGCUGCAAGAGUAUGACACCGACUGUGAAGUCUUCCGGCAGCGAUUCAGGCAGUUCCAGUACACAGAAGCUGCUGGACCUCAUGAAGCAUUCAACAAACUCUGGGAGCUUUGCUGUCAGUGGCUGAAGCCAAAGAUGCGUUCUAAGGAGCAGAUCCUGGAACUGCUUGUGCUAGAGCAGUUCUUAACUAUUCUGCCCACAGAAAUAGAGACAUGGGUGAGGGAGCACUGCCCAGACAAUAGAGAAAGAGUUGUGUCACUCAUUGAAGACUUACAGAGAGAGCUUGAAAUACCAGAACCUCAGAUUGACAUGGAUGACAUGCUCUUGGAAGAACUGGCACCAGUUGGAACAGUACCCAUGCCAACCAACUUGCACCUGGAGUCACCUGCACUCCAGGUAAUGGAACCUGUUCAGGAGCCCCCAGUGCCAGAGGCCUGGAUUCCACAAGCAGGGCCUCAGGAUCUGAACUUCAGUGCUGAUGGAGAAUGCCAGUCCUUUCUGGAUCCUGGUUAUCAGUUACCAAAGCUUGAUAUGAACUUCCCAUUGGAUCAUAGAGAAGAGACAUGGGUAAAAGAAUUGCAAGAUCCCAAAGAAAUGAAACAAUUACUUGAUUCCAAGAUUGGUUUUGAGAUGGGAAUAGAAAAUGAAGAAGAUACUUCAAAACAGAAAAAACUGGAAAAUAUGUACCCAUUUGUUGUAACUUUAGAAGGGAAUACUCUCGAUGGUCCUAUUUUGCAGAAGGAUUAUGUGCAGUUAGAAAAUCAGUGGGAACCACCCCCAGAGGAUUUACAGACAGAUUUAACAAAACUUGUAGAUCCUCAGAACCCCACUCUAGGAGAGACACCUGAAAACUCCAACUUGGAAGAACCUCUCAACCCAAAGCCUCCAAAGAAAAAGAGUCCUGGAGAAAAACCUCACCGAUGUCCUCAAUGUGGAAAAUGUUUUGCUCGGAAGUCACAACUUACCGGGCACCAGAGAAUUCAUUCAGGAGAGGAACCUCACAAAUGCCCUGAAUGCGGAAAAAGGUUUCUGCGCAGUUCUGACCUUUAUAGACAUCAGCGACUUCACACAGGAGAAAGACCUUAUGAAUGUACUGUAUGUAAAAAGCGAUUCACUCGGCGCUCACACCUUAUUGGCCACCAGAGAACCCAUUCUGAAGAAGAAACUUAUAAAUGUCUGGAGUGUGGGAAAAGCUUUUGUCAUGGAUCAAGUCUUAAAAGACACCUGAAAACUCAUACAGGUGAAAAACCUCAUAGAUGUCAUAAUUGUGGAAAAAGUUUUAGUCGGCUAACCGCGCUUACUUUGCACCAGAGAACACACACAGAAGAGAGACCUUUUAAAUGUAGUUAUUGUGGGAAAAGCUUUAGACAGAGACCAAGCCUCGUAAUCCACUUAAGAAUCCAUACAGGGGAAAAGCCAUACAAGUGUAAUCAUUGUUCCAAAAGCUUCAGGCAGCAAGCAGGCCUUAUUAUGCACCAGGUCACACAUUUUAGAGGACUUCUUUAAGAAUUGUUAAAGGAAACAGGUCCCAUCAAAAGUUAACACUAGCUCACAAACACUGUAGCCUGCACUAGCUGUUUGUCUUAGAAGUCUUUUGUCUGAACUUGUAAGUAUAACUUUGAGGGGUGCUAUUAUUAAAAAUCAUCUUUCAAGGCAUAUGAGUUCUAGAGUGUCCACCUAUUCUUGCAGUUUCUCUGAUUUUAAUAUAUUCUGUCUCUUUCUGUUUAAUUGCAAUGGAAAUUUUUGGUUUCAAGGCGGCUGUAUGAUAAGCAUAAGCACAAAGCAAAUAAAUGGUGGCAGUUGUUUAUAGGUAGGACCAAUAUAAUGGAUGAGUAAAGGUAUCUGUCACAGUACUACCACACUUGUUCUCCUGUAUAAUUAGUAAAGCAACCAUUAGAUAGAUGUGCCCCAAGUGGCUAGAAACGAGGCAAUGAAUUUUGUCCAGCAUAAUAAACAUGUUUCAGGGGGAUUAGGAUGAAGAGGAUGCCAUUGGCCUAAGGAGCAGGCUUGUUUCCAUUUACAGUUUUAUGCUUAGAGAAGUUGUGAUUUUAAGUUUGGAAUUUUAUGGAGUUUGCUGGUCUGCGUGGUUGGCUGUCUCUGGUGAUGGUGAUUAGAGUGGAGUAUUACAUUUAGAACUGUAUGGUAGGUCUAGCAGAAAUAACUUGCAGUUGAAGUCGUACAAGUAAAAUCUAAUUUUAUUUAGAUGGACUGAAGAACAAGUAUCCAUGGAUUUUCAUUCUGCUUUCAUAGUCUCUCAUGUUUAUUUCAGUGCUUUUGAAAUCUUGUCCAUUGUCUAAAUCAGUGUCUCUCUGAAUAUGUGUCGUAGAAUACUCUGUUCUGUAAGAUGUUCUGCAAAUAAUUUUGGGAAUUGCUUCUAGCUAUUUGUCCUUCCUAGACUCAUUAUGCUCGUCAGCAUAUGAGACUCUUGGAAAGGUUCUAAUUUAGUAAGGGAGAGGCUAAGGCACCUCUUGUAGCUCAGUGCUUUCCAAACUGAUUUGACCCCAGAACCUUUUAGUAGUAUUCCGCAAGUAUCCCUUAGGACACACUGCCUUAAAAAGGAUUUCUAUAGCUAUCAGUGUAGUCCUGUCACUCUAAAUCUAGUUAUUUGUAGUUUCAAUGACUUUAUGAAAAAUUAUUUGAAGAUAUAGAUCUUUUGUAUUAUACACACAUCAUUUCAUGGAUUAAAAUCAUCAAUUCACAUAAUUUGUGGGUUACUUAGUGAUUUGCAGCCUCUGAAUUUUAAUUAUACUUACACACAAACACACACAUACCAUUUUGAGGUGGCAAAGAUCACUAAUUCAGAUAAUUUAUGAAUUAUCUGGUGAUUCUUAACAUUCUUGAAUUUUACUUAUAAUAUCACACACACAAACACAUACAUACACAUACAGAGUUGCUACUUAUAUAAGUAUUCUCAUGUAAUCAUAGUAAUAAUUCAAAUCUCAUAGUAAGGGAGAAAGUCUCAUUAUCAAUCAAAGCUGUUGAUAUGUAAAAAUACUCAUUGAGCUUAGUCCUUGUUAUUAGAUUCAAGAAAUGGGACAUUCAAGUAUAUUCCCUUUAUGAGGAUAUGCAGUCAUCUUUCAAGUAGAACUAAGGAAAAUAUAUCUCUUCAUUGGAUUGAAGUUCUUGGAAGUGAUAUAUAAGUAUUUGGCGGGUAUGUAUUAUGUGCCUAACUUGUCCUGUUCUAGUCUUAAUGGAAGCUAGUAACAAAAUAUAAUUUGUGUGUAAGGCUCAUAAAGAGUUUAUAAUAUCUAUAGUUAAACAAGAGUUGGGAAACAAGUGGAAAACAAUACAAGAGACCUUGUAAUUAAGUGCCAAAUCCUUUAAAGUGCCAGAGCCAGGAUGUGUCUUUAAUUCUUGGCAUCCAGGUCCCUGUAUGAUGCUGCUAAUAAUUCUGGGAUGAAAAUUAGACCCCAGUAACAUAGGAGGAGUCUGAAUGUCGAGAUUAAAAAUACAGAAUGUAAUGGCUUCUCUCUCUCUCUUGUGGAAUAGCAUUCAAACCAGAACAGUGCCUUAGAAUGGAUGUGCCCAACUGCUCUGUAUUUAUAUACUAUUUUA